AUGUCCAAGAAGUCCGUCGUCGUCGUCGGUGGUGGAGGCGCCGGCUCUGCUAUAGCUCGCGCUCUCAGCACGCAGCUCGACUUCGCCACAGCCACUCUCACCCUCGUCACCGCGCGGCCCUUCUACACGCACCUGCCUGCACUCGUCCGAACGACAACAACGGCAGUCGGCAACCUCGAGGAGAAGGUGCUCGCUCCCUACGACCACCUCUUCGCCACCGGCAAGGGUACGGUGAAGGUCGGCCGCGUCGAGGCAAUCGAGGCCAAGGAGAAGGGCGGCGAGCUCGUGCUUCAAACCGGAGAACGCGUGCCCUACGACGUGCUUGUCCUGGCGCCCGGCUCUCACUGGCAAGGCCCACUCGAGUUGUCUGACGACCGCGAGGCGGCGCUCGCGUCGAUUGCAGAGAUCCGCAGCAAGAUCGAGAGUGCAAAGGCUGUUGUCCUAGCUGGCGGUGGCGCUGUCGGAGCAGAGUACGCUGGAGAGUUAAAGGACUUUUACCCCGACAAGAAAGUCACCAUCGUUCACGCUGGCAAGAAACUUCUCAACGACACAUACCCGGACAAGUACCGCAAUAAGGUCGAGAAGGAUCUGCGUGCGCGUCAAGUCGAGCUCAUUCUCGACGACUACGUGGAUGAUCUCGCGCAGGCAGGUCCUGUCAAGACGCGGGGUGGCAAAGAGAUUGACGCGGAUCUGAUCAUCCCGUCGGUCGGCGGUCGCCCUGCAACGGAGUUCGUUGCCUCGCUCGGCGCCGACACUCUCAACGGGCGCGGACAGGUUUACGUGAAGCCAACUCUCCAACUCAAGAACCACGCCAAUAUUUUUGCUGCCGGCGACGCCAUCGAGUGGAACGAGCAGAAGAUGAUGGCCAAGUAUCCCAAGCACGCAGACGUCAUCGUCACAAAUGUCGUGUCUUAUCUUAAGAACGGCUCCACGCCGCGCACUUAUGCCGGCCAGAGCGAGCUCAUAGUCCUUACCAACGGCGUCAAGGGUGGCUCGGCGUACUUCGGUGUCGCGUGGGGCAUUGUGCUGGGUGCUUGGAUGGCAAGUAAGGUGAAGAGCAAAGAGCUCUUCAUUCCACAAGCACGUAAAGGUCUCGGUUUGCCGGCGUGA
Peniophora sp. CBMAI 1063 is the source of this 1110-nucleotide messenger RNA. Lineage: Eukaryota; Fungi; Basidiomycota; Agaricomycetes; Russulales; Peniophoraceae. The record is from the annotation of a GenBank genome assembly.